Messenger RNA from Balaenoptera musculus (blue whale), 1194 nucleotides. It is a transcript of the gene P2RX3, whose product is annotated as purinergic receptor P2X 3. Gene Ontology annotation, biological process: response to ATP; monoatomic cation transmembrane transport. Gene Ontology annotation, molecular function: ATP binding; purinergic nucleotide receptor activity; extracellularly ATP-gated monoatomic cation channel activity. The transcript is spliced from 12 exons. The record is from RefSeq and is a predicted model, not a curated record. Lineage: Eukaryota; Metazoa; Chordata; Mammalia; Artiodactyla; Balaenopteridae. Gene Ontology annotation, cellular component: plasma membrane; nuclear inner membrane. Bases 1 to 1194 code for a protein of 397 amino acids.
AUGAACUGCAUCUCAGAUUUCUUCACCUACGAGACCACCAAGUCGGUGGUUGUGAAGAGCUGGACCAUUGGGAUCAUCAACCGCGCCGUUCAGCUUCUGAUCAUCUCCUACUUCGUGGGGUGGGUUUUCUUGCACGAGAAGGCGUACCAGGUGCGGGACACAGCCAUUGAGUCCUCGGUGAUGACCAAGGUGAAGGGCUUUGGACACUAUGCCAACCGAGUCAUGGACGUGUCUGAUUAUGUGACCCCACCCCAGGGCACCUCCGUCUUUGUCAUAAUCACAAAGAUGAUUGUAACCGAAAACCAGAUGCAAGGAUUCUGCCCAGAGAGCGAGGAGAAGUUUCGCUGUGUGUCAGACAGCCAGUGCGGGCCCGAGCGCUUCCCAGGGGUGGGGAUCCUCACGGGCCGCUGCGUGAACUACAGCUCUGAGCUCCGGACCUGUGAGAUCCAGGGCUGGUGCCCCACCGAGGUGGACACGGUGGAGAUGCCUAUCAUGAUGGAAGCUGAGAACUUCACUAUUUUCAUCAAGAACAGCAUCCGUUUCCCCCUCUUCAACUUUGAGAAGGGAAACCUCCUUCCCAGCCUGACUGCCGCCGACCUGAAGACAUGCCGCUUCCACCCCAACAAGGCCCCCUUCUGCCCCAUCUUGCGGGUGGGAGAUGUGGUCAAGUUCGCGGGGCAGGAUUUUGCCAAAUUGGCCAGCACGGGAGGAGUUCUGGGCAUUAAGAUCGGCUGGGUGUGCGACCUGGACAAGGCUUGGGACCAGUGCAUCCCCAAAUAUUCCUUCACCCGGCUCGACAGCGUUUCUGAGAAGAGCAGCGUCUCCCCAGGCUACAACUUCAGGUUUGCCAAGUACUACAAGACGGAGAACGGCAGUGAGUACCGCACGCUUCUGAAGGCUUUCGGCAUCCGCUUCGAUGUGCUGGUGUAUGGGAAUGCUGGCAAGUUUGACAUCAUUCCCACGAUCAUCAGCUCCGUGGCAGCCUUCACCUCUGUGGGAGUGGGGACUGUCCUCUGCGACAUCAUCCUGCUCAACUUCCUCAAGGGGGCCGACCAGUACAAAGCCAAGAAGUUUGAGGAGGUGAACGAGACCACGCUGAAGGUCACGGCCUCGGCCAACCCGGUGUACCCCAGCGACCAGACCACAGAGGAAAAGCAGUCCACGGACUCAGGCGCCUACUCCAUUGGCCACUAG